Molecule: messenger RNA, 1267 nt
Organism: Branchiostoma floridae (Florida lancelet)
Lineage: Eukaryota; Metazoa; Chordata; Leptocardii; Amphioxiformes; Branchiostomatidae
Product: multiple coagulation factor deficiency protein 2 homolog
Exons: 4
Coding region: 69-563 (164 amino acids)
Source: RefSeq, a predicted model, not a curated record
AAGAUUAAUAAAUGCUUACAUGCGGCUAGUAAUAGUAAGGUACUAGCGGAACAAAUUAAGCUGCUAUCAUGGAGUUUUUAUGUCGUUUGACGGCGGCCCUCGGUGCCUUCCUGUUUCUUGUGCCGAACGCAUCAAGUACUGGCACCGGAGAUACUCCAAGCAACAAGUUUCGGGAUCCGGAAAUGAUACAGGAUAAGCAUCACCUAAAGGAACACGUCCAAGAGCUGACUGAAGAACAGAUCAACCAGAUGUCACCUGAAGAAGUAGAGUUCCACUUCUUCAAAUCUCACGACGGUGACAAGAACCUGAAGUUGGACGGUCUGGAGAUCAUGGCCGCCAUCGAGCAUCAAUCCGAGUAUAACUACCCUCCUGACUAUGACGAGAGGAUGGAGUACUAUACAGGUAUGGUGGACAAGAUCCUAGCGGACGAUGACUCCGAUGAUGACGGCAUGAUCAGCUGGAUUGAAUACGUCAUCGCCAGGAGAAGGCGCGAAGUCGAGGCUGAAGCUGCACGGAAACAAAGAGAGGCGGAAAGGAAACAAAAAGAACAACAGGGAAAUUAAAUUUACCAGUGCUACUAAUUAGAUGUAGAAAAAGUAGAAGAAGUUGAUAAAAUUGGAUACAUGGAACGUGCAGCCAAUGCUUACAAUCGUUAAUAACCAGACAUACAUCUGAAGGCACCUAUUUGUAAAAUAAUUGAGGGAUCCGGAUAGCGAUAUAUAACGUUAUACAUGUACGCUCGUAAACAUACGUGUGACAGGUCAUCCCAUGCUCACCGUUAUAUAAAGUACAACUUGAAAGGAAUUCGAAGAAACUGUGUAUAAGACCUAAAGACCCGCCUUGAACGCUGAAAAGGAAGAGUUAAGGGGGCUAAGCAUCUGAGCGAAAAUAACACCGUAAUUUCACGGUUAAGUGCUCUAUGUCGAUAGCGCUAGUUAUAGCGAUAGCGAAGGUCUUUUUCAAAGGAUUUGUCAUUUGAUGAUGAUCACCUAGUGUGAAAUACAAUAAUUAUACUCCCUUUUAUCUGUAUACAACAUUUACGUACCCUGCCUUGAAGUCUUAUCAUACCGAUGCCAUGAUAAUACUUAUACAUGUAGGUGUGUGUACUUUCAAUGAAGUGGUUUAUAUAGCAUAUGCAUGUAUCUACCCUAACCAUAAGGUAAGAUGAACUAGUAUAACCGCUGAAUAUACAAUGUCCACUUGGUAUCAAGAAGUAAACUAUGUAUUAUCUUACAAAACGCAAUAAAACUUUUCCUUGAUAAACUUG